AUGGGUGCAGGUAUUGCCCAGGUGACUGUGGACAAGGGCAUUCACACCGUCCUGAAAGACACCACCGUGGAGGGCCUGAGCAGGGGCCAGCAGCAGGUCUACAAAGGGUGGGUUUACCAGAGAGCAAUAGCACACUGCUAACUAGCUAUCGAUGCUACAUCGGCUACACAAUGUUCUGGUUGUCUGGCAUAUGGGAUCACAGAGGGGAGGGAUGCGGUUAAAACUCCUAGGAAUGGUUUCCUACAGAUUAAGCCUGGUCUUGGAUUUAGAAGCAUUUUUAUUGGAAAUUCUAUAUUUUUUGUACCGGACUAGGCUUAAUCUGUGUCUGGGGAACCGGCCAUAGUUCACCCAAAUUACAAAAUGACAUAUUGGUUUCAUUACUCUGUAUGCAGUCUAUGGACAAGGUAUGACAGCAAUCCAUGCUUUGGUUUAGUUUCCCUGGCACUGUUUCCACAUGCUUACGUUUUAGUAUUUGUGGCACAAAUCCCAUUCAAGUCAUGGGACCGAUAUUAGCAUUUUUCGCGCAUAAUGUUAAAAUCAUUUGUGACUUUGUUGAGCAUCACAAUACAUUUUAGAUACUUUUGGAUGAUUUGGACAUGAUGCGUGAAAUGCUAAUAUCCUUCUCAUGACUUGAAUGGGAUUUGUGCCACAAAUGCUAAAAGGUUAGCAUGUGGAAACAGUGCUAUGGAAACUAAACUAAAGCAUGAAUUGCUGCCAUACCUUGUCCAUAGACUGCUUACAGGGUAAUGAAACCAAUAUGUCAUUUGGGUGAACUAUUACAUUACUUACAGGAGCAAUUAGCCAUCCUGGGAAAAUCGACAGAUUUUUCACGUAGUCGGUUACUGGACCAACGCUCUUAACUGCUAGGCUACCUGCCGCCCGGUUCCCUAUCCCUUUAAAGCAUAGUUGGAGUUGUUGGUGAAGGAACUAAAUGAAUGUUGUUGAACCUGCCCUAAUCUCUCUUGACAGACUGUUAACAUAAAUGUAAAUCCAGUAACUGACGCACACAAGAUUUGGUUCUGGGUACCGAUAUUAAACCUGCCCUCACUUUCCUCACCAGCCUCAAUGACAAAACCAAAAAGAAAGCCAUCACGUCAUUUGAGAGGGACUUCACACUGGCCAGCUUAACUGGCCAGUUGGACUACAGCGGCUUUGAGAAGGCUGACAUGGUCAUAGAAGCUGUGUUUGAGGAUAUCAACAUCAAACACAGAGUCAUCAAGGAGGUUGAAGCUGUAAGUAGCGCUGAAUGUUAAAAUCAGGGCUGUGUUCAUUAGGGCAUGCAACGGAAAGAGUUUUCUAACACAACAUAAAUAAGCAUUUCUUAUUGGACAAGAUGUUUGUUUUAAAUUUAACUUUUGUGUUUCAUCGCAGGUGAUCCCCCCUCACUGUAUAUUUGCCACCAACACAUCUGCUCUCCCCAUCAAAGAUAUUGCUGCUGCUAGCAUGAGGCCAGAAAAGGUAUGUUUACUAAGAGUUCAAUAGGGAGCAGACGUCUAGAAUUACCUCUCUACAUGUUUUUUGUGGUUGGGGCUGGGUACUGUGACAGCAAAACAUUCUUUGUAAGUAAGCAAGUCUUGGACAACUAUGCCUUGUCUGAGCCAGAAUGGUUCAGAGGGACAGGAGCCUCUGUACCGUGAGCAGGGCUCAAAAUUAUUUUAAAAAAUCAUAGCACUGGUGGUCCCAACUUUAAAAAGUUAGGAGCACCACAUGAAAUUUAGGACACCAGAUGUAUUUUUAUAAUUGAUUGAGAAACUGCCUAUAUGGAUUCUAGCUACUUUUGAAGCACAUGUUGUGCCCUAGAAACUAAUUUGUAGUACUGUAAAUACAUUUGUUUAUUAUAAAAGCUCAAAUGUUGUUACGAAUACCUAUCAUUGAAAUUACAAUGUCAUUUGUGGAGUAUUAGGUUUCUAGAUUGUGUAAAAGCACUAUUUUCCUAUUAAGAUGCAUUACAUUGAAAAUUGUACACCGUCUCUUUGAAAACAUCAGGAGAUAUGUCAUUCAUUCAUUGCUAUGAUCAUUGAUCUCCUGAAGAAGCUAUCUCUUUUCCUUUCUUUCUGUGCCCCCAAAUGUUUGGAUAUACUGGUAAAGUUACCAGGUAGUUAGCUAGCUAGCCAACGAGGUAACAUGACUGAACAAAGUGUAAACAAUCGUUAACGACGUUGAGUUUUAGAACUGCCCACGACAUGGUUUAUGAGUGUAAAAUGCAGUAUAGGAAAAUAAAAAUGUUCCACUGGUAAUAUGGGUCACAUCUUUGACCUGGUUAAACUAAAAGCAAGCCGUUUUUGCAGUAGUAAUGGUGCAACCAUGACGCUAAUGAAUCUGCACUCACUUGUUUCUGUAGGGUACUCUGAAACAACGGUACAGUGAAGCCUUAUCAUUACAAUCAUUGUUAUCUGGGAGAUUUUUUUCAUAGUCGCACAGUGCUCCCAAAAUAAAACUCCUGGUCGCACAGCAAAAUAUUUUGUUGCACUUUAGAGCCCUGACCGUGAGGCAGCUUGAUGUACAAGUAAAUCCCCUGGACAGGAUGCUAGUCUGUCACAGGGCUUUACCCCUAAUCCAUCUUCUUGGUUGAGUGCUUUGGUAUGACUCGACCGGGGCAAUCCCAAUCUCAGUGCGGACACACAAGGCCACUGAGUUGGUUAUUUUGUAUAAAUGGAUACAGUUAAAUAAAGUUGUAUUGUAUUCUCUAUUCCUGUAGGUGAUUGGCAUGCACUACUUCUCUCCAGUGGACAAGAUGCAGCUGUUGGAAAUCAUCACUACAGAUAAGACCUCUAAAGACACCACCGCCUCUGCUGUAGCUGUAGGCCUGAAGCAGGGGAAAGUCAUCAUCGUUGUCGGGGUGAGUGAGCUUCUGCUUAGUGCUUACUUUCUGUAUUCUUCCUAAGCGUGUUGAUAAGCAUAAUGAUGCUAAUACAUGGAUUUUAUAUAUAAAGUGCUUUUCAUGGGCCCAUAAUAAUUUGUGUUCUUUGUUGUUUGCAGGAUGGACCUGGGUUCUACACCACCAGGUGUCUUGCUCCUAUGUUAGCUGAGGCAGUGAGAGUACUACAGGUUAGUGUUAUUACACACACACAAACUGGACGUGUCCGAAUGCCCAUACUAGUGUACAACAUACUUCACCUGCAUACUAUGUAUUCUUCAUCGCAUACUAUUUAGCACGUACCGUUUAGUAAAAAGUAUGCAGUAUGCCACAACCCAGUAGCGGCUCCUUACUGGCUGAGUAGGUGGGGCGGGGUCCGAGUGCAGGUGGAUUUUUCCAAAUUCAACAGGCAUGCAUCGCAUUAACCAGCUAAUUUCCAAUUCGAUACAUUUCUCUAAACUCUGAAUAGAAUAGCAAUGGAGUUAUACGCCUUCUCAGGCUGGUUAUAGGCAGACUAUCACAUUCGACCUAUACCAUAGCCCAUCUAUCCUAUUUUAAAAAGGACUGAAGACAGAAACGGAACAUUUGGUUUCAUUUCAACAUAUUUAUUAGUGAAACCAAAGUGCUUUAACAUAUAUACAUUAAGUCAAAUAGCCUAGUACACACACAAAAACGUUUCAAAUGUUCAAAUCAAAAGGCGAUUACACAGAAAAGCGUGGACAUUCGGGUACAAUUUCAGAACCGCUGGACAGCAACAUAAUAAACUAAAGCACUGAUCAUUGGGAACGAGAUCAGAAUGACUACUAAGGCUUGCUCCAUAAAUUUAAUAAUUAAAUGGGUAGCCUCGCAAAAGGCCUGAUUAACAUGACAUCAAUAACGCAGCCAUAUACCGAGUCCCCGGUGCCGACACAUUCAGAAAUCAAAAGAUGGUUUAGGAUUUACUUUAAAAGCUCUGAGGAAGGCCAAGAGAACAAACACUUUUCAAUGAGAAAACAGAAAUCCCGUUUGGUAAAAAAAAUACUUCGGUUUUCAAAGAUGUAGCCUGUGAUGGAAGGAGCACAAAAACGACUUAGCCUUCAUUUGAACACCACCGCAGAAGCUUCGCUAUUUGGCAUCUUCCCAUUUAAGUAGCCUAGUUUUGUUGUUUGGCUACUUGAAGAGAACUAGGCCCUAUCACUCGAAGCCCACCUCUUCCAAUGCAUUGUGGAAAAGUGUGUAUCGAAUUCUACUAGAUGGAAAGCUGAAAUUAGUAUAAUAUCUUGGCAUUUAAACCGUACUUGAUCUUUGAAAAUUCACAUACUAUAAAAUGUUCAAUUUUUCGCAUACUGACAAUUUGUCAUGCGCUAUUGCGUUGUUUUGCAUUAUUGGUUAAUUUCGGUAGCCGUAUGACAUCCGAUCCGGGCAUUUAAAGUAUACUUGAGUUUCAAAAUGUCACAUACUAUAAAACAUUUAAAAAUUUCAAACUGCCUAUUACACAAAUACUCAAACUGCCUAUUAUUUAAGACGCAAGUAUGAGUAUUCAGAAACGGCCACUGCGUUGGGAUGGUGUGGGUAUUGCAUACGUCCAAUAAUAUUUUAUAUUUACCUUUAUGUCUGUGCUGUGUGUGUUCUCAGGAGGGAGUAGACCCCAAGAAGCUGGAUGCCCUGACCACAGGCUUUGGGUUCCCAGUGGGUGCUGCUACACUGGCUGACGAGGUGGGUAUUGACGUGGCUGCCCAUGUAGCUGAAGACCUGGGCAAAGCAUUCGGCUCGAGGUUCGGAGGUGGAAACAUUGAGGUGCUGAAGACUAUGGUGGAGAGAGGAUUCAAGGGUAAAUUCUUGUUUGCAGGACUUUGAGACGAAGACUCUUUCUUAAUCAAUAUUUCCUCGAUCCCUUGCAUCCUCUCACCUUGCCUUUUUCUCAAAAUGCAUUGGGAGGGACUUUAAAUAUUGUCCUCCAUUGAGGUUUGAGAAGGAGUCAAGGAGAGAGUGGACGCGAGGAAUCUAGGGAAAAUUGUGGGAGCCAAAUGCUAUAUUGGUAAUGCAUGGUCAUCAUUGGUAUAUCUGAUACCCAAUUUAUUUAAUCAACAGGCCGCAAAUCAGGAAAGGGAUGCUACGUCUAUACGCCAGGACUUAAAAGCAAAGAUGUCAACCCCGAUAUUGAAGACCUCUUGGAGAAAUACAAAUUGACACCAAACCCUUUAGUGUAAGUAGUAACCACUGGGGAAUUGUCUUCUCUAAAGCAACUUAAAGUACAUUGAAUGCAUAAAAACUAAAAAUCUGCAUUUGUUACCAACUGAGCCAUAUAGGAUCAUACACUCACCACACCACCACUUAACCCUGUCUGUAUCUUCUCCCUCCAGGUCUUCAGACUCUGAUGUCCAGUACCGUCUGGUCUCUCGGUUCGUCAACGAAGCAGUUAUGUGUCUGCAGGAGGGGAUCCUGAACGGCCCUGUGGAGGGAGACAUAGGAGCUGUGUUUGGUCUGGGAUUCCCCCCCUGCCUUGGAGGUGAGUGUUCAUUCCAUACCAGGGGUAUUCAUAUACAGUUGAAGUCGGAAGUUUACAUACACUUAGGUUGGAGUCAUUAAAACUCGUUUUUCAACCACGCCAAAACUAUCAUUUGUUAUAAAGAAAUUUGUGGAAAGUCGGUUAGGACGUCUACUUUGUGCAUGACACAAGUAAUUUGUCCAACAAUUCUUUACAGACAGAUUAUUUCACUUAUAAUUCACUGUAUCACAAUUCCAGUGGGUCAGAAGUUUACAUACACUAAGUUGACGGUGCCUUUAAACAGCUUGGAAAAUUACAGAAAAGGAUGUCAUGGCUUUAGAAGCUUCUGAUAGGCUAAUUGACAUAAUUUGAGUAAAUUGGAGGUGUACCUGUGGAUAUAUUUCAAGGCCUACCUUCAAACUCAGUGCCUCUUUGCUUGACAUCAUGGGAAAAUGAAAAGAAAUCAGCCAAGACCUCAGGAAAAAAUGUGUAGACCUCCACAAGUCUGGUUCAUCCUUGGGAGCAAUUUCCAAACGCCUGAAGGUACCACGUUCAUCUGUACAAACAAUAGUACGCAAGUAUAAACACCAUGGGACCACGCAGCCGUCAUAUUGCUCAGGAAGGAGACGCGUUCUGUCUCCUAGAGAUGAAUGUACUUUGGUGCGAAAAGUGCAAAUCAUUCCCAGAACAACAGCAAAGGACCUUGUGAAGAUGCUGGAGGAAACAGGUACAAAAGUAUCUAUAUCCACAGUAAAACAAGUCCUAUAUUGACAUAACCUGAAAGGCCGCUCAGCAAGGAAGAAGCCACUGCUCCAAAACCGCCAUAAAAAAGCCAGACUACGGUUUGCAACUGCACAUGGGGACAAAGAUCGUACUUUUUGGAGAAAUGUCCUCUGGUCUGAUGAAACAAAAAUAGAACUGUUUGGCCAUAAUGACCAUCGUUAUGUUUGGAGGAAAAAGGUGGCAGGCUUGCAAGCUGAAGAACACCAUCCCAACCGUGAAGCACAGGGGUGGCAGCAUCAUGCUAUGGGGGUGCUUUGCUGCAGGAGGGACUGGUGCACUUCACAAAAUAGAUGGCAUCAUGAGGAAGGAAACUUAUGUGGAUAUAUUGAAGCAACAUCUCAAGGAAGUUAAAGCUUGGUCGCAAAUGGGUCUUCCAAAUGGACAAUGACCCCAAGCAUACUUCCAAAGUUGUGGCAAAAUGGCUUAAGGACAACAAAGUCAAGGUAUUGGAGUGGCCAUCACAAAGCCCUGACCUCAAUCCUAUAGAAAAUGUGUGGGCAGAACUGAAAAGGUGUGUGCGAGCAAGAAGUCCUACAAACCUGACCUUACACCAGCUCUGUCAGGAGGAAUGGGCCAAAAUUCACCCAACUUAUUGUGAGAAGCUUGUGGAAGGCUACCCAAAACGUUUGACCCAAGUUAAACAAUUUAAAGGCAAUGCUACCAAAUACUAAUUGAGUGUAUGUAAACUUCUGACCCACUGAUUUAAAUAAAUAAAAGCUGAAAUAAAUAAUUCUCUCUACUAUUAUUCUGACAUUUCACAUUCUUAAAAUAAAGUGCUGAUCCUGACUGACCUAAGACAGGGAAUUCUUACUAGGAUUAAAUGUCAGGAAUUGUGAAAAACUGAGUUUAAAUGUAUUUGGCUGAGGUGUAUGUAAACUUCCGACUUCAACUGUAUAAGCCUGGAGGUCCGGAGAGAGUACUACUGGUUUUCUGUUCUAUAUAAUUAAUUCUGAUAAAUUAACUGCGCCCACCUGGUGUCCCAGGUCUAAAUCAGUCCCUGACUAAAAGGACAAUAAUGAAAAUCAGCAGUGGAACUGGACUCGAGGUCUAGAUUUGAAUAUUCCUGCUUUAUACUAUGCUAUAUGGCACUUACAGUACAGUGUGGGUGUACAUGUUUAGGAUGUGUAUCUAAUCCCUGUGGGAAUUGAACCCAUGACCUAGCACCAUGCUUUUACCAGCUGAGCCACACACACAGGAUGAUCACUUGACAUGCGCAUAAACAGCUCUAGUGUUGUAUGUGGUGUUGAACUCUUUUCAGCUUUAAUAGUAGGCAGAGAGCCUUUUGUUGUGCUACAAUUAGGAAUGUUAUUUUACCUUCUCUUUGACCUUCCCUGUUUAGUCCUUUCCGGUUUAUGGAGCCGGACUUGACUGAAAAUAAUUUGACUAUCCAAUUUUUGUAUUACAGACUGAGCUAUCAGAUAUGCCUAUAUUAUAAUAUUAUGCUUUCAUCAUGGGAUGGCCUUUUGAAAAGUGUAAUCCUACAAACAUCGUUUUAACCUUCUCUUUAAACCUUCUCUGUUCAGGUCCUUUCCGGUUUGUGGAUACCUUUGGUGCCAACAAGCUAGUGGAGAAGAUGAAGAGGUAUGAGGAGGUUUACGGCAACCACUUCACCCCGUGUCAGCUACUGCUGGAUCACGCCAAGGACUCCAGCAGGAGAUUCCACAAGUGA
Messenger RNA from Coregonus sp. 'balchen', 7776 nucleotides. The record is from the annotation of a GenBank genome assembly. NCBI's taxonomy places the organism in Eukaryota, Metazoa, Chordata, Actinopteri, Salmoniformes, Salmonidae.